Molecule: messenger RNA, 3340 nt
Organism: Musa acuminata subsp. malaccensis (wild Malaysian banana)
Lineage: Eukaryota; Viridiplantae; Streptophyta; Magnoliopsida; Zingiberales; Musaceae
Product: sodium/hydrogen exchanger 1-like
Biological process (GO): sodium ion import across plasma membrane; potassium ion transmembrane transport; regulation of intracellular pH
Cellular component (GO): plasma membrane
Molecular function (GO): potassium:proton antiporter activity; sodium:proton antiporter activity
Source: RefSeq, a predicted model, not a curated record
UCUCCUGUGCUACAUCGAUUCGACUUGUUCCUUCUACUGCCCCCAAACAGGUGAUCUGUAGGUUUGCUCAUCUCAUCGAGUUAAACUGCGUCAAGGUUGGUUUUUUCAGAUGAACUAUGAUUGUGAUGUUGGGUUAGUUGAACUGUUACUUCGUUGCUCUGUUCAUUAGCUGUGUAUGUUGGAUAAAAUUUCUUUGCUUCAGACAUGAACAAGGUGUUAUUACUUUUAUGAAUCACACUAUUAGGUAGUUUCUUUAGUUUCACUUGAUAUUGUAUAUCUAACCAAAUUUGUUCUUGUCAAUCUAGCUAAAUGGGAAUAAAAGUUCCAGGAGAAAAUAAAAGAAACGAAUCCUCCAGUCAAUUCUUGUGCUACCUUCCCUGAGGGCUGUGUUUGUUCUGGUUUCAGGAGGAACACUUCUUUUGUUUCAAACACAAAAUCUAUGGGAAACUCUGACUAAUUCAUGUAGGUACUGACAACUAGGUUAAAAGAGUAAUUUUAUAUCAUGAAAUGCGUGGCAUUGAUAAUGUCUUGUGAUAUGAGGUGUUUGAUGAAGCAGGAGAAAGGUAUUCAUACUUCUUCAGUGAAAUAUCCAAUCUAAAAGUGAUUAACGUGAUAGUGAGAAUCAAGGAUGCCCAUCUUGUAAAUGCAACUGAGCAUAGUGUCAGUGCAUAUCUACCAUGUUCAUUUACCAAUUCCUAGCAUAUAUCUUCGUAUGAUAACAACAUGAACAAAUCUGCAUUGAGCCAAUGGCUGGCAAGUCCCAUCAUUAUAUCAAGCAUUGUUUGAUCUUACUGGAGUCUUAGCAGUGUUCACACUAAGUAUAGAUGAUAAAUUGCUGAAGUAAACAUUGAGAUUUGAUAUCAUGCUGGCAGAUCCAUCGAGCACAGUUUAAAUGUCUGUCCAAACAAGCUAGUGUUGUCACAAUUUAGAACUUGUUGAAUAUCUUAAAUUAGCAAAGAUGGUCACAAUUUAUUUAUUUUUAUUUAAAGCAUUUGAUCCUUUGUCCCAGUGAUGAUGAAGAUGAGUUCAUUUGUCAUUCUAACACGUGAAUUUUGACUAUUUUUGUCAUGGCUCCAGUAGCCUAAGCCUGAUUACUUGCAUGAAUAUGGCUUAGCCACUUGGCUGAAAUGCCAAACGUCAAAUAUUAGGAACAGACCAUCUAGUUGAUAUCCUUUUUAGGACAUCACAUGUGGCCCAGCUUGCUCAUGUGGUCUACGUGGAUGGUCCACAACUUAGCUUUCCUAUCAUCUUCAAGGAUCCAAGUGGAAAGCAAUUAUGCUACUUGCAUGGAGUGGGUGCAGAGACAUGUCUCAGAAAGCUCAAGUCUAAGUUAACAAUAGUAGAUGAAAAAUUUUGUGUAUACAGGUCCAACUUUUUGUUUCUUGUAGUGUGGUAAUCAUGGUCUUAAAAUCUCAUUAGAUUUGAGGAUUUGGUCCUUGAGUGGCACGGUUCAUGUUCCUUCUGUGGCAUGAGAAUUUUAGUGUGUGUGGCACCAGGUAUGUUCCCACAAGAAAAAUUAAUGGUAUAGAGCAAUGUGAUAUAAAGACGUGUGUGAUGCAGCCUCCUGUUUGGCAUCCGUUCUCUUCUCCGAUCCUGUCCCCAGUGCUGAGAAGCAGCAGUGGCGUUGAUGCUUUAUGCGGCUACAAAAUGACUUGUUCCUAAGGUUCCAAGUAAAGAAAAAACAGUUCUUCCGCAACUUUAUUACAAUUAUGCUGUUUGGUGCAGUUGGGACAUUGAUCUCCUUCGUCAUAAUCUCACUUGGUGCCGUGGAAUUUUUCCGAAAAAUGGAUAUAGGUGCACUAGAAGUCGGAGAUUAUCUUGCAAUUGGGGCAAUCUUUUCUGCAACAGAUUCUGUGUGCACUUUGCAGGUGCUUAACCAGGACGAGACACCUUUGCUCUAUAGCUUGGUCUUUGGUGAAGGCGUUGUAAAUGAUGCUACAUCAGUGGUGCUUUUUAAUGCACUCCAGAAUUUUGAUCUGGUUCAUGUUGAUGCCACAGUUCUGUUGAAAUUUGUUGCUAACUUCUUUUAUUUAUUUGCUAGUAGCACCUUGCUUGGAGCACUUACAGGAUUGCUUAGUGCUUAUAUUAUUAAAAAAUUGUACUUUGGCAGACAUUCAACUGAUCGAGAAGUUGCUCUUAUGAUACUCAUGGCUUACCUUUCCUAUAUGCUGGCUGAAUUGUUGAACUUAAGCGGAAUUCUUACAGUAUUCUUCUGCGGAAUAGUAAUGUCACACUACACCUGGCAUAAUGUGACAGAGAGUUCUAGGAUCACCACAAAGCAUGCCUUUGCAACAUUGUCAUUUAUUGCUGAAGUUUUUCUUUUUCUCUAUGUUGGAACGGAUGCAUUAGACAUUGAGAAGUGGAAAUUUGUCAGUGACAGCCCAGGAAAAUCACUUGGAGUGAGCUCAAUUCUGCUAGGCUUGGUAUUGGUUGGCAGAGCUGCUUUUGUCUUUCCACUGUCCUUCAUCUCCAAUUUGUUUAAAAAAUCUCAGAAUGACAAGAUUACCUUCAAGCAACAAGUUAUAAUUUGGUGGGCAGGUCUUAUGAGAGGCGCGGUAUCAAUUGCACUUGCUUACAAUCAGUUCACUAGAUCUGGUCACACUCAGCAGCGUGGAAAUGCAUUUAUGAUCACCAGUACCAUCACGGUUGUUCUUUUCAGUACAAUGGUGUUUGGUUUGAUGACCAAGCCUCUUAUUUACUUCUUGCUGCCUCCAAACUCGAAGCACCUCACCAGAUCUCUGAGUGUUUCAUCUGAGCCCUCAAGUCCAAAGUCUUUCCUUUCUCCGCUACUAGGCAAUGGUCAGGGAUCCGAGCUUGAAGCAGCGCAAUGUAUACCUCGCCCAACGAACCUCCGAAUGCUUCUGACAACACCAUCCCGCUCUGUUCAUCAUUAUUGGCGCAAGUUUGAUGACGCGUUUAUGCGUCCAAUGUUUGGUGGCCGGGGUUUCGUUCCAUUUGUUCCUGGUUCACCGGUCGAACGUAGUGUCCCCGAGUGGGAAUAAUCCAAAAAAAUCAUUAUUCCAAGAUAAAAUCAAAUUGCUCCUGGUAUAGUCAGUACUCGAUGCCUUCCAGAUAGAUGCAUAUCUGACUACGGAAAACUCUAGAAUUUAGUAUAAUUUUGCCACUUUGUAUCAUGAUCAACACAUAUUUUUAGUAUCUUUGUGCAUGUAUAUUGGAUCUUGUCGAGAUCUUAGCAGGAUCUAUUCGCUUGUAUCGACUACCAAUUGCUAGCAAGUGUGUAUCUCUAUGCUUUCAAAGGAUGUAUGAUUUACAUACAGAAGUACCUUUGCUGUAUAUUCAAUAUUUGUAUUUUAUGACCAUGCUUUUCGGUUUUUCUCCA